GAGGCCGCACCCAGAGGUUCAGAGUGUCCUCAGGCCCGACCAAUUGGAGUACUACGUCCGCCUAGAACUGCUUCCCAGGACGGUGAAAAACGCCAAGGCGGCCCACUAGUUUUGGGACACAGCCGGCAUGGCGGCGACGGUGACCCUGGAACCCGCAGGCCGCUGCAGCUGGGACGAGCCAGUGCACAUCACCGUGCGCGGACUAGUUCCUCGGCGGCCGGUCACGCUGCGCGCCUCCCUGCGCGACGAGAAGGGCGAGCUCUUCCGGGCGCGCGCGCACUACCGCGCGGACGGCACCGGUGAGCUAGACUUGGCGCGCGCGCCCGCGCUGGGCGGCAGCUUUAAGGGGCUUGAGGCCAUGGGGCUCUUCUGGGCCCUGGAACCUGAAAAGCCCUUCCUUCGGCUGGUGAAGCGGAACGUGCAGACGCCCUUCGUCGUGGAGUUAGAGGUGCUGGACGGCCACGACCCCGAGCCCGAGCGGUUGCUGGCGCGAGCGGUGCACGAGCGUUACUUCCUGCGACCCGGGACGUUGAGGGAGCCGGUGCGCGAGGGCAGGGUGCGCGCCACGCUCUUCCUGCCGCCAGGCAUGGGGCCCUUUCCCGGGAUCAUUGAUCUGUUUGGAACUGGCGGUGGCCUUUGUGAAUACAGGGCCAGCCUCCUGGCAGGACACGGUUUUGCUGUGCUUGCUUUGGCUUAUUUCAGAUUUGAAGACCUUCCUAAAUAUUUGAAGAAUGUGCACCUGGAGUACUUUGAAGAUGCUGUGGACUUCAUGCUGCAGCAUCCAAAGGUGAAAGGCCCUAGUGUCGGGCUUCUUGGCUACUCCAAAGGAGGUGACUUGUGUCUCUCAAUGGCCUCCUUCUUGAAGGGCAUCACAGCCACUGUACUUAUUAAUGGCUGUGUGGCCAACACAGUAACUCCUCUUCAUUACAAGGAUGUGACUAUUCCUCAUCUUGCCACUGACCUAAGGAAAUUAACAAUCACUGAAUCUGGCAUUAUGGAUUUUAUGGAUGUUUGGAACGACCCACUGGAGGAAGCCAACCACCGAAGUCUCAUUCCAUUAGAAAAGGCCCAAGGCCCCUUCCUGUUUAUUGUUGGCAUGGAUGAUCAUAACUGGAAGAGUGAAUUCUAUGCUCGUAUAGCCUCUGAAUGGUUACAAGCCCAUGGAAAAGACAGACCCCAAAUAAUCUGCUACCCUGGAACUGGUCAUUGUAUUGAUCCACCUUAUUUUCCUCCUUGUAUAGCCUCUGUGCAUGCAGUGCUGGGCCAAGCAAUGUUCUUUGGAGGUGAGCCAAGGGCUCACUCAAAGGCACAGGUGGAUGCCUGGCAGCAAAUUCAAACUUUCUUUCAUAAAUACCUCAAUAGCAAAAGGCCUGUCAAGCUCAGCAAAAUAUAACCUUGUAAUCAUAGACCAGAUGCUAUUAAUAAAAAUUCCAUUCAUACAGUGUGUUGCGAUUUCCAGAAUACCUAAGAACCGUUUUGUAACAAAGCAACCAGCUCAGCUUCCUUGUCAGGUCCUAACCAUCAUUUCUUCUCUGCUGGAUAUCCCCGUCUUGCCCCCAAUUUUACCCAAUGUAUAGGCUUAACCCUAAUGUUUCUGGAGGACUCUUCUUAACUUUAAGCAGGAAAAAUAUAAGAAGUGCUUGCCCAACUUUCAGUUGCUGGCCUUAGUUCCUUAUGUCCCUGUUCUGAGGACUGAGAUUGUGUAUUGCUCUGGAGUCCCAUAUCCCCUUUGGACCCUAACAGGCCAUGUCUGAGCCUUGAGUAUCUGCCCACUCAAGUCCCUUAAGGAAUGAACUGUGCCUCCUUCUGGCCAGUACGUAUCCCUGAGUAUGUACUAAAGACUUAUCCCUGAACCACAGUCAAGUUUGGGGCUGUUACGUCUGCUGAUACACUUCCUUUAUGUUGACCAUCUGUCUGGAUUCCCAGUCACUAUAUAGUACUGCCUGCUGGGAUAACUGCCUGAUACAAACAGACUUUCGGGGCUGCACUUUGUGAGCCACUUUAAUCUUUGUUAAGUCAUAUCAUACAUGCCAAAUUUGACCCUCUCCCAGCACCAUCUGCUCCUAUGACCUUCCUACAGGGAAUGACUGGGAGCAGUCUGCUCCAGCCCACUGCAGUGCACUGGGCACUAUCUAGAGUCACGAGAAACCAGAGAAGAUAGUCUUCCCUAAAUGCAAGAAGGCUUUUCUGAGACUGCAGAGCACAUAGUUUAAUGGGUAUAUAAAAAUUUUUCACCAGUUUGACUCUGUUCAUGCAAAUGGAUAGAUCUUAACUAAUGACCAGAAAUGUUUCUUACAGGUAACUUAAUUUUGACCAAUUGUUAAAAAUCUCUUCAAGUGUAGUCAUUCAUGAUGUAUUAUUUUCUAUAGUGUGCAUUCUGGGAGCCUUUGUUUUAACUCAUUUCCAGGUGGUCUUAACUAUCCUAGAGAUGCCCUUGGGAUGGAGAGCAACUGAAGAAGUUAUAAGGAAAGUGGGUGGUGGUGAUGAUGGUGAGAGAAAGUGAGGGCCAAAAAGGUAGCACCAAAGCUAAGCAUGAGGAUGAUGACCAGUCAUCUCCAUGUAUCAAACCACUAGAGCACGAUAGCCCUAGACCUCAAUUUCUUCCUUUCUGAUAAAAUAACUGUGCCAGUUUGGAUGUAUUAUGUCCCCCAAAACUCCAUGUUCUUUGAUGCAAUCUUGCAUGGGCAGAUGUAUUAGUGUUGAUUAGGUUGGACCUUAUUGGUUCAGUGUUUCCAUGGAGAUGUGACUCAAUCAACUGGGGGCAAGACCUUUCAUUGGAUUGUUUCUAUAGAGGUGUUGCUAUACCCAUUCAGGGUGGGUCUUUAUUGGAUCACUGGAGUACUUUAAGAAGAGCCACACAGGCCCAGACGCAGAGCAGCUGUGCAUGACAUUUUGAAGAGGAUCUGCAGCUAAGAGAGGACAAAA
Molecule: messenger RNA, 2925 nt
Organism: Choloepus didactylus (southern two-toed sloth)
Lineage: Eukaryota; Metazoa; Chordata; Mammalia; Pilosa; Megalonychidae
Gene: ACOT6
Product: acyl-CoA thioesterase 6
Exons: 3
Coding region: 128-1393 (421 amino acids)
Biological process (GO): fatty acid metabolic process; acyl-CoA metabolic process
Molecular function (GO): fatty acyl-CoA hydrolase activity
Source: RefSeq, a predicted model, not a curated record